Anoplophora glabripennis (Asian longhorned beetle) is the source of this 1638-nucleotide messenger RNA. Its product is annotated as facilitated trehalose transporter Tret1-like. Gene Ontology annotation, biological process: transmembrane transport. Bases 68 to 1525 code for a protein of 485 amino acids. Gene Ontology annotation, cellular component: membrane. NCBI's taxonomy places the organism in Eukaryota, Metazoa, Arthropoda, Insecta, Coleoptera, Cerambycidae. The transcript has 2 exons. The record is from RefSeq and is a predicted model, not a curated record. Gene Ontology annotation, molecular function: transmembrane transporter activity.
GAAGGUCAAGCCGGCCACAAUAACUUUAAGCUUGCACGUGAAACGGACUGUUUCAGUCAUCUGCAGAAUGCUGUUCCCUAACAGUGUGACCGACAAGUUCCAAGGGACGUUUCCCCAAAUACUGGCCGCUGUGACAGGGACUCUGUCAGCUAUCUCAGAUGGCAUGCAAUAUGGCUGGACCGCCCCGACAGUUCCCAUCCUCCUCAGCGAGGACAGCCCUAUCGAAGUCACGCCGCACCAAGCAGAAUGGCUGGAGACCAUCCUCAUGAUAGGCGCGUGUUUCGGUCUGCCCGUUACCAUGUACCUGGUGGACAAGAUAGGCCGUAAGAAAUCGCUGAUUACCUCCGCCACCACCACCCUCAUAGCUUGGAUAGUCAUCGCCUUGGCUCCCAGCGUGGAGUACAUCUUCGCGGCCAGGUUCUUCGCUGGCAUGGCCGGCGACAUGGCCUUCGUAGCUGCGCCGAUGUACAUAGCGGAAAUGGCCGAUCAGAAGAUAAGAGGGUUCUUGUCGGGGUUGGUGUACGUCAUGAUGUUGACGGGGAUCCUGCUGUUGUACUGCGUCGCACCUUUCGUGCCGAUCUGGGUACCAUGCGCAUUGGGGGUCUUCAUCAACUGCAUAGGGCUCGCGAUAUUUCCUUUCCAACCUGAUUCGCCCUACUAUUUGCUUUACAAGAACAAGCCUGAGAAAGCUAAGGCAGCUCUGCAACGACUGAGACGAUCUGAGGAUGUGGAAAAUGAGUUUAAUGACAUUGCUACAGCCGUGGACCGACAGAAGAAUGAAGGAAAACAUAGCAAGUUCCAGGAUUUGUUCCUGAUCAAGAGCAGCAGGAAGGCUUUGAUUAUAAUGGUUGUGCUCAAUGCCUCACAACACAUGAGCAGCAUCAGUGUGAUGUUGAUGAACCUGCACUCGAUCCUAGCAGAAGCAGGUUCAUUCUACGUAGCUGCGUCUACUGGAGCCAUUAUAUUCUCGGCAGUAAUGUUCUGUUCUGCCAUGUCUGCAUCUUUAGCCAUCGACAAUUUUGGACGUAAAGGCUUGUUAUGCACUUCGGGAAUAAUGGCUGGCAUUUGCCUCUUAGUUAUAGCUAUAUAUUUCACAAUGAAGGAUGCUGGUGCCGAUGUACUUCCAUACAGUUGGAUACCUCUAGCAAUGGUUAUGCUCUACGCGGCUUUCUUCAAAUUCGGGAUUGGUUUGGUGCCUAUCGUCCUCACCGCUGAAUUAUUCCCGGCCAAGACGAAAGCUAUUGGCAUGACUUUGUCUGAUGCCUUUUACGUAGGAUUUGCUGUUAUAACCUUGGAGUUAUACAUUGAACUGAAGAAUUCCUUUGGCAUCCAGGUGCCGUUUUAUAUUUUCGCUUUCUCCUGCUUCUGCACGGCGAUAUUCACGAUAUUAUACAUACCAGAAACGAAGGGUAAAACGUUGGAGGAAAUCCAAUUCAUUUUGAAGGGCACCAGCUCGGAGCAAGAAACAACACCAGAAGCCAAAGAGCCAAAGGAAGUGUACAGGAAUGAAGGAUUUGUUCCCUAGAUGCACUUGUUAAAUUUAGAUUAUGUUAAUAUACUACAAAAUAAGAGUAUUCGUAGAGUACUCUUUUUUAUUGUUUUCUACUUGUAUAUAGGUAUUUAAUUUUGUAAUAAAUA